AUGGCUGCUGUAAUGGGCCCCUCCAUCGCACAGCACCCCUCCCCCUUCUGCGCCGCGCACAACAUCUCCGUCUCCCAGUCGAGGCAAGGGUUCCAUCCGCCCCCAUCGGCCCCGCCCAAAUCGGCGUCGACACAGCCUUCAACAGCCCGCGACCCCUUCUAUGGGCACGAGAACGCGGCGCGCCUCUGUGCGCGGUUCAUCACCCACCUCUUCGCUUGCCCCGAGUACCCUCCCUCGUCGUCGGGCUCUACUGUGAAGCUACCGUACUUCAUCGCCUACGCCCUCCACCGGACGAAACUCCACGCAUCGGUUACCUUUGCCGCCCUCGUCCUCCUCCAGCGUCUCAAGGCCUGUUUUCCCACUGCUCGCAGCUCAUCUGGCCACCGUCUUUUCGUAUCCGCAUUCAUGAUCGCCUCCAAAGUGAUCUGCGACGACACUUACGCCAAUAAGUCCUGGAGCAUUGUCGCCCAGAGCAUGUUCUGUGGAAGGAGAUCAACAGGAUGGAAAGGAAAACGUGCGAACACAGUGAAUUGUCCUAUGUUCAUUGUGCCGGUGAGGUAUAUGCACAGCUACAAUGUCGGAGCAUCUAUGUGA
Molecule: messenger RNA, 594 nt
Organism: Coniophora puteana RWD-64-598 SS2
Lineage: Eukaryota; Fungi; Basidiomycota; Agaricomycetes; Boletales; Coniophoraceae
Exons: 2
Coding region: 1-594 (197 amino acids)
Biological process (GO): regulation of cyclin-dependent protein serine/threonine kinase activity
Cellular component (GO): nucleus; cyclin-dependent protein kinase holoenzyme complex
Molecular function (GO): cyclin-dependent protein serine/threonine kinase regulator activity; protein kinase binding
Source: RefSeq, a predicted model, not a curated record